Molecule: messenger RNA, 13855 nt
Organism: Coregonus sp. 'balchen'
Lineage: Eukaryota; Metazoa; Chordata; Actinopteri; Salmoniformes; Salmonidae
Source: the annotation of a GenBank genome assembly
GUGAACUAAAAACCGUGUGUGGACUGCAUCUGCGCCACUCAGAAUCAACUCUUCCUAUAAACUCACUGUUUUUGCACUUUAUUUUAUUUUUUUAAAGAGGGUUUAUAUUUUUAUAGAACAAUGGAAACUACAUAUAGGUAUUUUCCCGUUAUUCUCCUGUAUCUGAGUUUGAGCCUAUUCAGCUAUGCGUGGUGUUCACCUGUGGAUGUAUAUGGGAAAGUGGUGGAGCUCGUGUCGCCAGGAGAGGAAUACUUGGAUGAAAUGUCAGUUCGCUCCUUUUUCAAACUGUUAGAGAAGCGUGUGCAGUGCCCUGGUGUGUCGUGUGAAAAGGUAACUUUUUUUUCUUACACUCGCUUCAACUUGGUUUUAGGAAAGGUCGAGGUCCAAUCUGCAGCUGUCACUGUGCCGUGCGCUACAUAUAAUGGUAUACAGCGCUGUCAGAUAAUGGAAUACAGCGCUGUACAUUUUGGCAUAGUGCUUUUACAGACUUAGCUUGUUAAACCUACAUCUGUAUUUUUUUAUUGACCAGUCUCGAACCAAGUCUUUUAUUUAUUAAUUAUUGAUACAUAUAUCGUGAGCAUUGAGCAAUUUAAAACUUUAAUGCGUGCCCCAUUAUAAUAAUUAUGAUUAUAACAAUAGUGAUUAUUGCUAUUAUUACAUUGGUAUUAUAGAGAGAUUACACGAUGUGAGCAUUGCAGAUAGUUUGUACCAGAUUUUUGUAACUGGAUUUAUUCAAUCCAUUAUGUUCUACCAAUGAUGUAAAACACCUGAUCAAUGUUAAAACAAUUCCAUGUGUUAGGGUAUUAUCAUAGAUUCUAGCAAUGACUUAGACUUAAAUGGCUUAUGUGUAAAAAAACUUUUUUUAAAUGCAUAGCCUAUCCAUUACAAUGAUAUAACCCCGAUAUAAUAUUUGAAUCCCCAAUGAAUUUGAAAGUCGUGGUUGUAUCACCCUUUACUGCAGCUUGUUUAAACGUCUUAAUGAUUGGGCAUUCUGUUUUACUUAAAAUUAAGAAAUUCAUUGUAAAACAUUUUUUUUACCCUGUCCAUCAUGCACCACAAAUACUCCAAUAACUGUUCAUUUUGGUUUCCUUUUAUUACAAAAAAAAAAAAUCCAUUAUUCUCUUGUUCAGACAUUGAAGGCCUUGGACUUUACCAUGGCAGGUGUAAUCUGCCCUUGUGACCAUGUAGAGGAAGUCACAUGUUAUGUGAGAGAUGUGUUAUAGAUUGGCCAAACAUGUUUGGGACUAACACUAAUGAUCAGUAUUUAGACAGCGUGUUCUGCUAAUGCAACAAUGGCUUGAGAUCGUACUCAUGUGUGGUGAUGAUACUGGAGAAUCAGGAAAAAGAUGCUGGAGAAUCAGGAAAAAGAUGCUGGAGAAUCAGGAAAAAGUAUCUGUGCACUUCCAGUCAGAUGCACAUUUAUUUUAAUGGAGGCUGAGCUUUCGGUCAGUUGACCUUCAUCAAGCUCAGCCUCUUUUAAAAGAAACGUCCAUCUGACUUGAAAUGUGCUGAGACUUUUUUUCUGUUUCUCCAGUUUAGCAUUUUGCCUCCAGCACCUUAACUAAUCGGUUCUGGGUUUGUGGUAGAGUCUGUACAGUAUCAUGUUUUAGAUAAUAGGCAAAGUCACUAUGUCCUGACUCAAAAAGCCAGAGCAUAGCUGUUUUAAAGAUCAGAAAAUUAGAUUUUUAUGUCGCACAUUCACCCAACCCAAACUCCUUUACCUUUGUGGUCAUAAUGACUGCCUACACAAGAUCUUACGUUGGUUUUCUCUCAUAAAUUAGGUCUAUGUUUGUAUUGAGUACAUAAAUAAUCUACAUGAAACACUGAAGCCACCCUGCUUGUUUCUAGUGCCUCUCUGUGCAGUCAGUAGACCAGCUGGUGGGUAACAUCACCAGCACUGGUGGUCUCCUUCACCAGGAGGGCUUCUUCAGAGUAGCAGCAGGAUGCUGCCUCUACCUCAGCUCUCCCUCAGAGGCCUGCUCUGCCGUGAGGGCAGGGAGGUGGGGGGAUGAGACGGACCACUUCAUCCGUGAGAUCACAGGCUAUGGGGAUGGACACAGAGACAUGGAGCGCAGUGGGAUAGAGACGCUGCUCCGUAACCUGAAGAAGCACUACAAGCAUGAUCAGCAGUAUGACCAGGUUGGUGCUGCUGUGCUAAUAAGAAUAAGAAUAUAUUUUUAUAUACUGUGCCUUCUAAGGUUGUGCAAUAGAAACCCAAUGAACUACCGUCAUCAACAGUUAACUAUUUUCCGAACCAACUCAUUUGAGUAGAUUUUGUUUUUGAACAAAAAUAUUUAUAUUCUAUUCAACUGUGUAUGUCUGUCCCGUGUUUUAUCGUGGUCAUUUAGCAGUGUCUCACUGGUCAAGACAUCUUAGAGGAGAGCAACGUGUCAAUGAAUGAUGGUGGCCCCCACAACAUGGAUGUGGUGUUUGGAUACAUAGUUUACCAUGCUUUACGAGGUGACUGCAUGACUGCCAGUGCACUGCCUGAAGAAGGCUACUUUCUGGAUUUCAUAUUCAACCCCUUCGGUUCUGACAACAUUACCGUACACGGUACAGUAAGAAACAACUAUUCCUAUGUGUACGAAAUGUCCAUGCUGUAAUAUUGCCUUAUAACAAACGACUAUCCCUAUUAGUAUGAAUAUUUUUUCUCAUACUGUUUAGUCUUAUUACACUGUAACGGCAUGCUCCUGGCUGUACAGUAACAUCAACCUACUCAUUAAUCCAUGUUGUGCCAUACAUAGUUCAUAAUUCAUUUAGCAUGAUGCCCUUGUGGGGCUAUGCUAUUAACGUUACCCUCUAACCCUAUGUUAAUGUUACCCUCAAACCCAAUGCUAUUAACGUUACCCUCAAACCCUAUGCUAUAACCCCAUGAAGCCUGGAUUAUGAGAGUUUAUAUUGCGUGUUCCCCAAUUGCCUGCUAAUAUAUACGCUACCACCAUAUUACUGUUCCUCAAUGGCAUGCUAAUAUACGCUACCACCUUACUACUGUUCCUCAAUGGCAUGCUAAUAUACGCUACCACCAUAUUACUGUUCCUCAAUGGCAUGCUAAUAUACGCUACCACCAUAUUACUGUUCCUCAAUGGCAUGCUAAUAUAAGCUACCACCAUAUUACUGUUCCUCAAUGGCAUGCUAAUAUACGCUACCACCAUAUUACUGUUCCUCAAUGGCAUGCUAAUAUACGCUACCACCAUAUUACUGUUCCUCAAUGGCAUGCUAAUAUACGCUACCACCAUAUUACUGUUCCUCAAUGGCAUGCUAAUAUACGCUACCACCAUAUUACUGUUCCUCAAUGGCAUGCUAAUAUACGCUACCACCAUAUUACUGUUCCUCAAUGGCAUGCUAAUAUACGCUACCACCAUAUUACUGUUCCUCAAUGGCAUGCUAAUAUACGCUACCACCAUAUUACUGUUCCUCAAUGGCAUGCUAAUAUACGCUACCACCAUAUUACUGUUCCUCAAUGGCAUGCUAAUAUACGCUACCACCAACUAACCAUAUCAUUCUGAUUAAUCGCUGUAGAGCUGGAAGGUCUUAUGAAGAGCCUGCAACUGGGUGGAAUCCACGAAGAGGACCACGAUCAUGAUCACAGAGAUCAAGAGGGACACAAAGAUGACUAUGGUCACGAUGACCACGUUGACCAUGACCAUAGUGACCACAGUACCGUUAGCGGUGGUCGGGGGGGUGGAGGUGGAGGUGAAGCCUUCAGGCAGAGUUGUGAGAAGGGGUACCACCAGAGGAACAUCAGCAACUGGGAACUGGUAAUUAUUAUACUCAACCACCAUGGUGCAUUGUGGGUAAUUAGGUCAAGGCCAUCGCUUCAAUCUCCUAAAGAGACCUUCAGGGGCUUAACGGCGCACACACACACACACACACACACCCAGGCUCCUUCACUCUUACUCAUUGUCAGACUUCUAAACCCCUGGUGUCCGCUGCAUCUCCAGUGCAUUGUAAUGAGCCUCAGAUGUGCAGUAGAUGGCCUGAGCUAUUGGCAGCUGUAGGAUUCUGCCCAUGGUAAUAUCUAUAUUAGAGAAAUCUUGAAUGAGAAGGAAUACUGCUGAGGGAUAAUAACAUGUUACUUGUAAGAAAUUGGUCCCCACUUUGUGAAUGCCCAAUGACAUCUUACUGUUAGUCAAUCAGUUAGCAAUAAGGAGUGUCAAUUCAAAGAAAAGGCCCAUGGGCCCUGGUCAAAAGCUGUGCACUGCAAAGGGAGUUAUUUGGGACACAGUCAGAUACAGUAUUUGGACAGAAGUAUAUUAAUUGAAGAAUUUUACAUUGACACACGGCACUGCAUUUUCAGCUGUAAUAAUUACCACAUCGGGGGGUUUAUAAAAUACUGCCUGUUUCCUCCAUGUAGACGUGUUUCAUCCCUGUUUCCUCCAUGUAGACGUGUUUCAUCCCUGUUUCCUCCAUGUAGACGUGUUUCAUCUCUGUUUCCUCCAUGUAGACGUGUUUCAGCCCUGUUUCCUCCAUGUAGAUGCGUUUCAGCCCUGUUUCCUCCACGUAGAUGCGUUUCAGCCCUGUUUCCUCCACGUAGAUGUGUUUCAGCACUGUUUCCUCCACGUAUAUGUGUUUCAGUCCUGUGUCCUCCACGUAGUCGUGUUUCAACCAUGUUUCUUCCAUGUAGACGUGUUUCAGCCCUCUUUCCUCCAUGUAGACGUGUUUCAUCUCUGUUUCCUCCAUGUAGACGUGUUUCAGCCCUGUGUCCUCCACGUAGUCGUGUUUCAACCAUGUUUCUUCCACGUAGACGUGUUUCAGCCCUCUUUCCUCCAUGUAGACGUGUUUCAUCUCUGUUUCCUCCAUGUAGACGUGUUUCAGCCCUGUUUCUUCCAUAUAGACGUGUUUCAGCCCUGUUUCCUCCAUGUAGACGUGUUUCAGCCCUGUUUCCUCCAUGUAGACGUGUUUCAUCUCUGUUUCCUCCAUGUAGACGUGUUUCAGCCCUGUUUCUUCCAUAUAGACGUGUUUCAGCCCUGUUUCCUCCAUGUAGACGUGUUUCAGCCCUGUUUCCUCCAUGUAGACGUGUUUCAGCCCUGUUUCCUCCAUGUAGACGUGUUUCAGCCCUGUUUCCUCCAUGUAGACGUGUUUCAGCCCUGUUUCUUCCAUAUAGACGUGUUUCAGCCCUGUUUCCUCCAUGUAGACGUGUUUCAGCCCUGUUUCUUCCAUGUAGACGUGUUUCAGCCCUGUUUCUUCCAUAUAGACGUGUUUCAGCCCUGUUUCCUCCAUGUAGACGUGUUUCAGCCCUGUUUCUUCCACGUAGUCGUGUUUCAGCCCUGUUUCCUCCAUGUAGAAGUGUUUCAGCCCGGAGGAGCUGAUAAAGAUCCAUGGGCUGAAUGGAUCUAGCCUGUCCAGGUCUGACGUGGCCCGGCUCAGCCCAGCCCUGGUCCAGCAGAUCCUCAGUGGGGCCUGCAACAGCACCUCUCCCCCCACUGGACCAUCAGAUCAGCUCAGCACCACAGAGAGUGAGUUGAGUACUACAGUCCUGGCCACUGUGCUUCUGCCUCUGCAUUGCAUGCUCUUUGGGGUUUUAGGCUGGGUUUCUGUAAAGUAACCUGCUGAUGUAAAAAUUGCUUUAUUAAAUAAAUGUGAUUGAUAAUUGCUACAAUACACACUAAAUUCAACACUCAUUCCUUUCCUUUUGAUACAGAAAGGCCCAUUCCUGCCUCUUUAUUUUUUUAAUGAUAAUGGAAUUAUAGAGAGACUAUGCAGAAAUAAAUGUACUAUGUUUAUAAAUAUGAAUGCUCCAAAAUUCAAACUUGUUAAAUUUGAUCAUUAGGCAAGACUAGAGCCUAUUUCAUUAGGCAAGACUAGAGCCUAUUUCAUUAGGCAAGACUAGAGCCUAUUUCAUUAGGCAAGACUAGAGCCUAUUUCAUUAGGCAAGACUAGAGCCUAUUUCAUUAAGCAAGACUAGAGCCUAUUUCAUUAGGCAAGACUAGAGCCUAUUUCAUUAAGCAAGACUAGAGCCUAUUUCAUUAGGCAAGACUAGAGCCUAUUUCAUUAAGAAAGACUAGAGCCUAUUUCAUUAGGCAAGACUAGAGCCUAUUUCAUUAGGCAAGACUAGAGCCUAUUUCAUUAGGCAAGACUAGAGCCUAUUUCAAGCAUAAUCACACAAUGUUUACUGUAUUAUCUAACAGACCUUCCGUGGCUUGAUUUGCUUGAGUACUGCACUGUUAUUAUAUUUCGAACCUCCUUCAUGUUAAUUAUCUCUCUCCAUAGAGUAUGUGUAUGCCACCAUAGCCAAUCUGCUGAUCUGUCUGGCCGCCCUGGUUGGCGUUAUGGUGGUGCUGUGUACCUCCUGCAGCAGUGUCUUCCAGCUCGUCAUCCAGUUCUGUGUCAGCCUGGCCGUGGGCUCCCUCACUGGGGACGCCCUGUUGCACCUCCUGCCUAUGGUGAGCACCACAGUACCCUAUUCACAUUACUGAGCCCAGCUGAUUCAAGCUGAGCUGUACUGUGCUGGCUUGGUUAUGCACCCAUCAUAGUUUCUGGAAACGUGCUGGAAUGUACAAUGUGAAAAGAAAACUACUUAUCUAGCCAGCCAGACCUCUUCCUCCUCAACUCUUCAUUAAAGGGUUGUGGUUAAUGUCAGUGCGACCCAAUGAUCAGCCAGAUGUCUGAGGGACCUUAUGAUUAGUCCGAGCAACACACAGUCCCCCAGGGCAGAAGUCUGGAGGGGAUACUUCCUGCUGCUGCAGCUCAAUCCAUUUAGAUCCAUCAUGUCAACAUCGCAGGGCAAAGUAUUAGCAGGCUGUCACACCCUAUCAUCACCUACAGUAUAAAAUAAUAACGAUGUGAUUAUGGAACAAGAACGACACCCUCAGAUCGGGAAGACAGAGAAAUGUCCCCCUGUUGCUUCAGGGAAUCUUGGGGCAUUACAAGAUAAGAGCAACAUAACACUGUGUCCCAAUGGUCCGACAUGGCUUCUUGUCCUCCUCUCCUUCACAACCACUUAUUGAGAGGACUUGAUUGGUGAAAGCAAUAUGGUGGAUAGGUACUGGUCUCCACUCUAGACUUUCAUCUGUCAGUAGUUAGUGAAGGAGGCCAUUUCAGAGUAAUGGACCCUGCACAGGUUGAUUGCAUCGCCAGUAUAAUAAUAAAUCAUAUAAUAUGCCAUUUAGCAGACGCUUUUAUCCAAAGCGACUUACAGUCAUGUGUGCAUACAUUUUUAGUAUCUGGUCUUGUGUAUUGGGGGUUACACUUCACUUGAACCUGCCUUCAUAAGAGUUACAUAACACUUUCAUAACACUGUCAUGACAAUGACAUAACACUGUCAUGACAAUGACAUAACACUGUCAUUACAAUGACAUAACACUGUCAUUACAAUGACAUAACACUGUCAUAACAAUAACAUAACAGAUGUCUUUGGGCUGACUGUGUCUGACCGGGUUGUGACCGUGUUUCCUCUGUUGGUUCAGUUCCUAGGCCUCCAUGUUCACAGUGAAGGAACAGACCACAGCCACUCAGAGGAGGUUCCAGACUACAUCUGUAAGAUACUGGUGCUGAUUGCUGGCAUCUACUGCUUCCAUCUCAUGGAGACUAUAUUCUCCAUCGUCACCACACACAAGGACAGCCAUCACCAUUCCCCACAUCACCAUGGGGUGAGUAGUGUCUAUCACCUGGGCUGUGUUCAGUAGGGGCACAACGUAGCAAAAAAAUUUUGCAACAGGAACAAAAACUUGUGUUCUUAUUGGACAAGGUCAGGUGGUACUUUCCCAUUUCACACUGUUUCUAAACCUUAUCUUCUUACUGAAAACCACUGUUCUGUCAGCUUACUGGUUUGGUGGAUCCAUGGUGAAAAUAACUCCCACACACGUACACUUGCAAUACACCUUUGAUAAAGUGCAACGUUUCGGUCACAGAAAUUCGUCAGGUCUUACUGGUUCCAAAAAUGUGAGAAUUGUUAGCUAUCACAGGUCUGCUCUGUGUUGUGAUGUUCUGAGCACAGACGUAUACAGUCUCAGUCAAAAGUUUGGACACACCUACUCAUUCAAGGGUUUUUCUUAAUUUUUUACUAUUUUCUACAUUGUAGAAUAAUAGUGAAGACAUCAAAGCUAUGAAAUAACACAUACGGAAUCAUGUAGUAACCAAAAAAGUGUUAAACAAAUCAAAAUAUAUUUGAGAUUCUUCAAAUAGCCACCCUUUGCCUUGAUGAGAGCUUUGCACACUCUUGGCAUUCUCUCAACCAGCUUCACCUGGAAUGCUUUUCCAACAGUCUUGAAGGAGUUCCCACAUAUGCUGAGCACUUGUUGGCUGAUUUUCCUUCACUCUGCCAUCCGGCUCAUCCCAAACCAUCUCAAUUGGGUUGAGGUCUGGGGAUUGUGGAGGCCAGAUCAUCUGAUGCAGCACUCCGUCAAUCUUUUUCUUGGUAAAAUAGCCCUUAAACCGCCUAUAGGUGUGUUGGGUCAUUGUCCUGUUGAAAAACAAAUGAUAGUCCCUCUAAGCCCAAACCAGAUGGGAUGCAUAUCGCUGCAGAAUGCUGUGGUAGCCAUGCUGGUUGAGUGUGCCUUGAAUUCUAAAUAAAUCACAGACAGUGUCACCAGAAAAGCGCCCCCACACCAUAACACAUCCUCCUCCAUAGUUUACGGUGAGAACUACACAUGCGGAGAUUAUCCAUUCACCCACACAGCGUCUCACAAAGACACGGCGGUUGGAACCAAAAAUCUCAAAUUUGGACUACAGACCAAAGGACACAUUUCCAAUGGUCUAAUGUCCAUUGCUCAUGUUUCUUGGCCCAAGCAGGUCUCUUCUUCUUAUUGGUGUCCUUUAGUAGUGGGUUCUUUGCAGCAACUCGACCAUGAAGGCCUGACUGAACAGUUGAUGUUGAGAUGUGUCUGUGACUUGAACUCUGUGAAGCAUUUAUUUGGGCUGCAAUUUCUGAGGCUGGUAACUCUAAUGAACUGAUCCUCUGCAGCAGAGGAAACUCUGGGUCUUCCAUUUCUGUGGCGGUCCUCAUGAGAGCCAGUUUCAUCAUAGCGCUUGAUGGUUUUUGCGACUGCACUUGAAGAAACUUUCAAAGUUCUUGACGUUUUCUGUAUUGACUGACCUUCAUGUCUUAAAGUAAUGAUGGACUGUCGUUUUGUCUUUGCUUAUUUGAGCUGUUCUUGCCAUAAUAUGGACUUGGUCUUUUACCAAAUAGGGCUAUCUUCUGUAUACCCACCCUACCUUGUCACAACACAAACACAUUAAGAUGGAAAUCAAUUCCACAAAUUAACUUUUAAGAAGGCACACCUGUUAAUUGAAAUGCAUUCCAGGUGACUACCUCAUGAAGCUGGUUGAGAGAAUGCCAAGAGUGUGCAAAGCUGUGAUCAAGGCAAAGGGUGGCUAUUUGAAGAAUCUCAAAUAUAAAAUAUAUUUUGAUUUGUUUAACACCAUUUUGGUUACUACAUGAUUCCAUAUGUGCUAUUUCAUAGUUUUGAUGUCUUCAGUAUUAUUCUACAAUGUAGAAAAUAGUAAAAAUAAAGAAAAACCCUUGAAUGAGUAGAUGUGUCCAAACUUUUGACUGGUAGUGUACAUUGUGUCAUUGUGUUUCCAGGAGGAGUCUGAGCCCCAUCACUGUGACCAUGGUAAAGUCCUGAAGAUGCACAUGCAGGAGAAAAAGAACAAGCAGUCCGUAUCACAGACUGACCUGGUAGGUUCUGUACCAGUUAUUCACAGACUGACCUGGUAGGUUCUGUACCAGUUAUUCACAGACUGACCUGGUAGGUUCUGUCCCAGUUAUUCACAGACUGACCUGGUAGGUCUGUACCAGUUAUUCACAGACUGACCUGGUAGGUUCUGUACCAGUUAUUCACAGACUGACCUGGUAGGUUCUGUACCAGUUAUUCACAGACUGACCUCGUAGGUUCUGUACCAGUUAUUCACAGACUGACCUGGUAGGUCCUGUACCAGUUAUUCACAGACUGACCUGGUAGGUUUUUCCACCAGUUAUUCACAGACUGACCUGGUAGGUUCUGUACCAGUUAUUCACAGACUGACCUGGUAGGUUUUUCACCAGUUAUUCAGACACACCUGUGAUGUUCAAACAGAGGUCAGACAGAGGUCCAUGACUGAACAGCCAGUAUCCUAGUAAAGCUGUGUUUUUACCCGACACAGUAUGUAGUCUUAAGUCUUUACUACCCGUGUCUCUGAACACCUUGUCCCCCACUAAACCAUUCACACCUGCUGUAAUUCACAUGCUAUACUUCUGUGAUGUUCUGAUCCCGAAAGGUUGAAAGUGAGCGCAGUGAGGACACAGAGAAAGCCUUUCCAGAACCAAACCAGCGCUCAAGAGGUAAGAUGGACAACCUGGGUCAACAUAUAACCUGUUCAGAAGAGGUGAAAUAUAGGUCAGGGUCUGAUGGUCAGGGCGUUCACUGGAAAGCUGUUAUACAGUAAAGUUACUGUGUGAGUCAAGUCUAGUCAAUGAUUACACACAUCCAGCAUGACAAAGAGUAAUGUGCAUCAGAGAGCUGUGUUCACUUACACGAGGAACAGUAAUAAAGGGAUUCGUUACUACAGGGACGAAACAUUUUAGCUGCAGAUGCAACCAAAAUCACCCCGUCAUCAUUGUAAAUGAUAAUAUAAACAGUGACAAUAAUUUUUUUUAUCUGAUGUGAUUAAAAUGAGACAUCAUUCUUUAUGUAAUCUUUAUAAACAAUUCAAGCACAAUAUUCAACAGUGUAGUUGUAGCCACUCUACAGUAUAACCACUUGCUUGCCAGUGUGGGUAUCUGUACUUUACUAUUUCUAUUUUUGCCAACUUUUACUUAAAUAAUAAUAAUAAUAAAAUAAUAUAAUAUGCCAUUUAGCAGACGCUUUUAUCCAAAGCGACUUACAGUCAUGCGUGCAUACAUUUUUUGUGUAUGGGUGGUCCCGGGGAUCGAACCCACUACCUUGGCGUUACAAGCGCCGUGCUCUAUCAGCUGAGCUACAGAGGACCACUUGUGCCACUUCACUACAUUCCUAAAGAAAAUAAUGUACUUUUUACUCCAUACAUUUUCCUUAACACCCAAAAGUACUCGUUACAUUUUGACAAGAAAAUGGUACAAUUGAUGCACUUCAUCAAGAGAACAUCCCUGGUCAUCCCUACUGCUUCUGAUCUGGUGGACUCACUAAAAACAAAUGCUUUGUUUGGAGCGUGCCCCUGGCUUUCCGGAAAUAAAAAAAACGAAAAUUGUCCCAUCUGUUUUGCUUAAUAUAAGGAAUUUGAAAUGAUUUAUGCUUUUACUUUUGAUACUUAAGUAUAUUUAACACCAAAUACUUUUAGACUUUUACUCAAGUAGAAUUUUACUGGGUAACUUUCACUUUUACUUGAGUCAUUUUCUAUUAAGGUAUCUUUACUUUUACUCAAGUAUGACAAUUUAGUACUUUUUCCACCACUGGUUCCUACAGAUGUAGGAUCUUAAUUUGAUCACCCUGUUGUUGCAGGAAAUACAAACAUGUAGUAUAUUCAAGGUUUAAAAAUACUUCUAAAGUUUGUAAUUUCCACUUUAAAAUGUCAGACUUGAUUUGUCCCAACUAAAAAUGUAUCAACCCCUACAAAAUGUCCAUUUAAUUAUAAUCCAAACAAUAAUACAUAUUUCCUGUUGCUGCAGGAUUAUUUUCCUGCUGUGAGAAACUGGUCAAAUUAAGAUCCUACAUCUGUAUUCCGUUUUCCAGCCUAAUGGCAUUGGCUAAUCAAUAAUGCUGUCGUUGUAAAAUAUGAAUUUAGACACAUGAUUAACAAUAGCCAAAUUUGACUUUACUUCUUUAGACGACUGAGCCUUUCUCUGAGUUUCCCUUCUGUCUCUCCCCUCCACUAGAACGGCGUCUGCUACCCUACAUGGUUACCAUAGGGGACGGGAUACAUAACUUUGCCGACGGCCUGGCUAUCGGAGCGGCCUUCUCUGUUUCCUGGAAGUCCGGCCUUGCCACGUCUCUGGCUGUGCUCUGUCACGAGCUGCCUCACGAACUGGGUGAGUGGAGCACCGACUGAUGCCUCUAGUUGGCCAUGUUGAAAAAGGCUCUUGAGAAUGAGACCCAUCCACAUUGGUACUUCAGAUGUUGCUUUAUAUGAAUUAAUUUAUUUUAAAAAACAAUGUUAGAUUUGUUUGAUUUCAGAACAAUAUGUUAUUUUUCUCAAAUAAUCAAGUUUUAGAAUAGAUGAGUAGUACUGGUAGAUGAUUAGCCACUUCUCUCGCCAUCCAGAUUCCUAUUCACACAAUCCCUCCAAUGGCAUCAACAUAGGACCUACAUUUUAUCACUGACAUCCCUUUAAACCUCACCUCUCUGAGUUUUCUCCAUCCUACAUCUCCCAGGUGACUUUGCUAUCCUGCUGCACAGCGGGUUGUCAGUGAAGAAGGCCUUGAUGCUGAACGUGGGCAGUGCCCUCACAUCCUUCAUCGGACUCUACAUCGCCCUCACCGUCUCUACUGACCUGGCCACCAAGCAGUGGAUCGCGGCCAUCACCUCUGGUCUCUUCCUGUAUGUGGGUCUGGCUGAUAUGGUCAGUACACUAGUUUUACCACGUUCUCAAACAGGCUGUACCCUAAUGCCCAUCUUCCUCUAUAAAUAUUUCUAUAUUUGGACAAGGAGUUAAAUGCAGUGUAUCGUCUUGCUCCUUUCUCCCCCCAGCUCCCCACCAUGGUGCAUGUGGACAACCGUAGGCCCUGGCUCAUCUUCCUGCUCCAGAACGUAGGACUGCUGUCUGGCUGGGGCAUCCUGCUGCUCCUCUCUCUGUAUGAGGAAAAGAUUGGCAUCUAGAGCCUCCUAGUCCUAACACUGUACAGUACAAUACAAUGGAUUUGUAUACAAUUACAAAUGACACUGUAUGUAAGCUAUGCUAUAUUUGACCUGUUUUGAUAUAUUUACUGUAACUUUAAAACGCUUGAUAAUUCUAUAUGAUACAAGAUUUCCUCAAAAUGACUUUUCUAGAUGAUAUAUGAGAUUCUAGUCUAGUUCUGUUGUAUCUUACGUAUCUAACACAUAGAAGUGUAGUCUGUUGGUGUUCAGUAUGAUCCUGCUGUUGGUGUUCAGUAUGAUCCUGCUGUUGGUGUUCAGUAUGAUCCUGCUGCUGGUGUUCAGUAUGAUCCUGCUGUUGGUGUUCAGUAUGAUCCUGCUGUUGGAUUUCAUCUGUAUGCGAUUAGUUCAAACUGUAAUUUAUGCCACCGAUAUUUAUAAUGGGACUCACAGAUCCUCAGGCUACUUCCUCUCUUAUUGCCACGUCUUUUGUAUAACCACAUACCAUAACAGUGUGACUGUACAGGGAAGUAGGUAGAUGCAAUUUGAAUUUGUGAUCGUAUGAAGUGUGAAGUUACCGGUAAUGCAGAUGUUGACAGUGUAUAUACAUGUGCCACCAAUCCCACAAAACCCCACAAAAGUUAGAAAAUAAGGUAAGAAAAUAAUAAUUAUGAUACAUGUUGUUUCUGUAUAUCUUUCCUUGUUUAAAUUGAGCACAGCCUUAUACUGCGUUAUAUCUUUUCCGGCUGCAGUAUUUUGUCAUUCUGUCCCCAGUCUACCACUCAAGAGAAUUCCCUGUGAAUGGAUUCAGGAAAUAACCUCCUAGAUACUUUAUCUGACAUGAUUAAUGACAUCGGCAGUUUCACUGUUCAGAGUCCACACUCCAAAGACAGACCGCUCAAGUCCAUGGAUCGCAACGUCUGACCAAUCAGAGGUGGACCGUCAUUUUUUAAAUAUUUGACAGUAGAUCACCAAUCAGCAUGGUGAUCUACUGUAGUUUAUCUGAUUUCCAAGAGAGGGGUUAUAAAGAAGGGUUGGUACAGCAAAGUAUAUCAGCAGAGAUGACGGCCAUUGUGCGUUCCAUUUGAUAAAAUGGCCAUAGUAACAGUCAGAGCAAAGGAGUGGAGGGGCUGUAAGUCAAGGCAUUGGAGUGCGUCCCAAAUGGCACC